This is a messenger RNA of Pundamilia nyererei, 878 nucleotides long. Its product is annotated as poly [ADP-ribose] polymerase 15-like. Lineage: Eukaryota; Metazoa; Chordata; Actinopteri; Cichliformes; Cichlidae. Gene Ontology annotation, cellular component: cytoplasm; nucleus. The transcript has 4 exons. The coding region runs from base 42 to 878 and encodes 278 amino acids. Gene Ontology annotation, biological process: negative regulation of gene expression; protein poly-ADP-ribosylation. Gene Ontology annotation, molecular function: NAD+ poly-ADP-ribosyltransferase activity; transcription corepressor activity. The record is from RefSeq and is a predicted model, not a curated record.
UCAGGGACAUCAUCCGUAAGGUGGAGCGGGCGGAGGCCUUGAUGAAAAAGGCCUUGGAGAUGAGUGAACUGGUGGAAUGGCGAUUUAAGGACCAUAAUGGGUCAAUGGUGGCCUUUGACAUGAACACCAACCUCACCCUCGAGGAAGCUUUCAAGACCAAACAAAAAGCAAAGAUCAAGAUCAACAAUGACGCGUACACCGCCGACCCAGAGCGUGAAAAAGCAGUUUCAGCAAACGGACGUAAUGACGUGGAGCUCCAUCGAAAAGACCUGAAAGGUACCAGCGCUCUGCCUUUGCCUUCAUGUUGGGAGGACAUGAAGGACGACCUGCUGAAGUUGUUUGCUGUGGCUCCAGCAUCUAAUGAAUACAACGAUGUGGAGAAGGAACUGACAAAGACCGGACUCAGCCUCAACAUCAUCAGUAUCGAACGAGUCCAAAAUCCGUCACUGUGGCAGAACUACCAGAUCAUGAAGAAACAAAUGGAGGUGAAGAAUAAACACACAAACAAUGAACUGCUUCUGUUUCACGGCACCACUGACACCUCCAUUGAUCUGAUCAACAAACAAGGCUUCAACCGCAGCUACGCAGGAAAAAAUGGUGCAAUGUACGGCAAUGGCUCUUACUUUGCUGUGGACCCUACAUAUUCAGCAGGAAACUACGCCACGCCCGACACCAGCGGACACAAGCGCAUGUACCAGGCCAGAGUUCUAGUUGGAGACUACACCCAAGGACGAAAAGGCAUGAUCACCCCUCCUCCUAAAUCUGGGAGUGCCUCAGACCUGUAUGACAGCGUCACAAAUGACACUGCAAAUCCAAUCAUGUUUGUGGUCUUCAAUGAUAUCCAGGCCUACCCAGAAUACCUCAUCACAUUUACAUAA